CCCGAGCCUACUCAAACCCGACCUAUGAACAGGUCCAUACGUCUCCCUCCUCAAUCCUCACCCCUUACCUCUUUGGCCCCUCAGCUUUUGCUUCUUCAUGAAUAAACAUACAGGUACCUUUGACAAAAAAAAUACAGGUACAGUAUUAGCUAUUCGUCCAUGGAUUCAAUUUAAUCGUCUCAUUUCCUUGUAAACCAGGUUCCAUUUUUGCUCUAAUUGUUCAGAAUUUAAAGCAAUCGCCGCCAAUUUCUUACUACAUUUCCUCUUCGAUACAGAUUGGGUCUUUUUGCUAAUUUAUUUGCUCAAAUUUAUCUAAUCUCCAUUACCAUUCUGUCAAUUUUUUAUUAUAGUUCAAGCCAUGUCAAUUUGUGUUGGAAACAUUAUUCCACCUCCCUUCCCGUUUUGCCCCUCAAACCCUGAAGCUACAAAGCUCAGUUAUCUCACAGUUAUGCACAAAUUGUUAAUAUUCAAAAAAUCUGUAAAUUUUGCUAUCUGUGAAUCCCACACUCAACACUCUGUAUUAGCUGCUACUGUCAAUUCAGAACAAGUAGAAAAAAUUAAAGUGAAUGCAGAUGAUGAUAAUAAACCAAAGUUUAAGUGGCUUAAAAUUGGUUCUGAUAUCACAGAAUCACAAAAACAGUAUAUAUCCGAACUCUCGCCGAAAAUGAGUAAUCGAUGUACGGCUCUCUUGAAGAAUCUUAUUUGUUACUCUCACCAAACGCAGAAUGUUAGUUUAUCGGAUUUGUUGCGUUCUUGGGUAAGGGUAAUGAAGCCGAGAAGAACUGAUUGGCUUUCGAUUCUUAAACAGUUGAAACUGAUGGAGCAUCCUCUUUAUCUUGAGGUGGCCGAACUUGCCCUACUAGAAGAAUCUUUUGAGGCUGAUGUUCGUGACUACACAAAAGUGAUCCAUUGCUAUGGGAAACUAAACCGACCUAAAGAUGCAGAAAAAAUUCUCUUGGUCAUGAAAGAGAGAGGCUUUGAGAUUGAUCAGGUAGUCUUAACUACCAUGAUGGACGUGUAUAGCAAGUCCGGUAAGCUAAAUCAGGCUGAGAAAAUUUUCGAAGACCUGAAGCUGCUUGGCCAUCCGUUGGAUAAACGAGCAUAUGGCUCCAUGAUUAUGGCCUUUAUCAGAGCCGGAAUGCCCGACAGAGGAGAAGCUUUACUUAGAGAAAUGGACGCUGAAGCAAUUUAUGCAGGAAGUGAAGUUUACAAGGCAUUGUUAAGAGCAUAUUCAAUAAUCGGUGAUGCUGACGGAGCCCAAAGAGUGUUUGAUGCAAUUCAAUUUGCAUGUAUUCCUCCGGAUGCUAGAGUGUGUGGACUCCUCGUAAACGCUUACCUGAUGGCAGGCCUAAGUAAAAAGGCAGUCGCCGUAUUUCAAAAUAUGAGGAGGGCUGGCGUUGAGCCUAAUGAUAAAUGUAUUGCCUUGGUACUGGCUGCAUAUGAGAAGGAAAACAACCUCGAUGAAGCGUUGAACUUACUAACGAGUUUGGAGAACGAGGGGAUGAUGCUUGGUAAAGAAGCUUCACAAAUGUUAGCUGGGUGGUUUAGAAGAUUAGGAGUAGUUAAAGAAGUGGAGCUUGUCUUGAGAGAAGUUAGUUUCAGAACUCCUGCACAUUAAAUCAUCACAGAUCCUUGCUUUGCACCAACGAACCGAGUCAGUUUCGAGCUGAUAUAAAUAUGCUUCUGAUGAAUGAUGAUGGCUAUGAUUAUAGAGUCGCAGAGGGAACGCGUUGAAACCACGACAGCAUGCUGAAAUUAGCAUUAUCAUGGAAGCCAGGUAUCUUGUUUUUGGAUAGAUAUUCCUUUGCAUCCAUUAUCAAUAUACAUUAACCAACAUUUUUGUCAUUGCUGAAAUGCUUUGUAACUUGUAAACAUGCUACUCUCUAGAAUUAGCUCAAGUAGAUAUUUUUCUUGAUAAAAGUAAGUUCUAUUACUCUUCAGAAUUAUGUUUAUAUAAUUUUUUUGAGCUGAAAUUUGAAAAGAAUAUAUUCGUUCCCUACCAUAAAGAGACGAAGUUUGGUUUGUAUAAUAAUUAAAAAAUAAUGGUCAAAUUAGUUAUUUCUUUUAACUUCUCA
Mercurialis annua (annual mercury) is the source of this 2075-nucleotide messenger RNA. Its product is annotated as pentatricopeptide repeat-containing protein At1g01970. Gene Ontology annotation, molecular function: protein binding. The record is from RefSeq and is a predicted model, not a curated record. The coding region runs from base 359 to 1618 and encodes 419 amino acids. The transcript is spliced from 2 exons. Lineage: Eukaryota; Viridiplantae; Streptophyta; Magnoliopsida; Malpighiales; Euphorbiaceae.